This is a messenger RNA of Olea europaea var. sylvestris, 924 nucleotides long. RefSeq names its product transcription factor bHLH35-like. The transcript has 5 exons. Gene Ontology annotation, molecular function: protein dimerization activity; sequence-specific DNA binding; DNA-binding transcription factor activity. The record is from RefSeq and is a predicted model, not a curated record. Gene Ontology annotation, biological process: regulation of DNA-templated transcription. Gene Ontology annotation, cellular component: nucleus. Lineage: Eukaryota; Viridiplantae; Streptophyta; Magnoliopsida; Lamiales; Oleaceae. Bases 36 to 632 code for a protein of 198 amino acids.
CGUUAUUCAUCUUCAUCCCAAAAAAGCAUCUCUCUAUGGAGAACCUUAGUGAUGAGUACACACUCGAUUGUGAAACGAAUACGUUCCUCCAAGCUGAAGAACUUCAACGUUAUUUGGAUGAAGCAAUUCCUACACACAAUGCAAGCUCUCAAGAUGGAACACAAUCAUCACUGAUGGCCAACAAAAGCAUUGCUUCAGAGAGGAAUAGAAGGAAGAAACUUAAUGAAAGGCUCUAUUCACUAAGAUCAGUAGUUCCCAAUAUUACCAAGAUGCAUAAGGAAUCCAUAGUCAAAGAUGCCGUCGAUUAUAUUCAAAAAUUGCACGAAGAAGAGAGAAAAAUUCAAGCAGAAAUAUCAGAUUUGGAAUCUGCAGGGUCGUCGUCAAAAAGUACAAUUUCUUCACCACCCCCAAAGAGAAUAGCAAGUGAAAGCUCCUAUGAUUCUGGAGGAUUGAGAUCAUAUCCCAUUGAAGUUCUUGAGUUGAGAGGAUCCAGCAUGGGAGAGAAGACAGUUGUAGUUAGCCUCACAUGCAGCAAAAGAUCAAAUACAAUGGUAAAGCUAUGUGAGAUGUUUGAAUCUUUGAAACUCGAAAUCAUCAGUGAAAACAUCACUGCUUACUCCGAUAGGGUUUAGAAAACUGUGUUUGUUCAGGCUGAUGAGAAGGAGAAGGAUCUUCUGAAGAUUAAAAUAGAAACAGCCAUAGCAGCCCUAAAUGCUGCAUAAAACGAUAAUAGGGAAAGUAUGUUGUCAUAAUGUAUUAACAUAUUUGUCACCAUAAGUACUUUUUUUAUUAUAAGUCUAAAAAAUUUACUUAUAAGUUUGCUUAUAAGUAAAUUAGCAUAAGUUCUUAAAAUAAAUAAGGGCCUUGUCUCCAUCCUACAAACAAGGUGAUAUUGCUUGGGAGUUUCUUUUUAAGGAUAUUCAA